GGGGGAGAGAGAGAGAGAGAGCAGCAAUCUAGCUGAAGUGGUACACUACGCAUCUCCACGGACUGAACCUAUUUCUGCUGAGCUCACUUCCCUUGUUCUCUAGGGUUCGAAUUUUCUCGAUAAACAGUCGAAAAACAAAAAGGAAAGAACUCCAAAUAUCAGAGACAACAAUCAUUCCCAUUUCCCAAGGACUUAUGAACUCAUCGGAAACUUUGAACCUCAGAUUUGAGUAUACUAACGCCUGAAUUUGGAUCUGUGUAGACAAAUUUCCGAUUAGCUACUUUAGAUUUGAAAAUUUGAUCAGAGAGACAUGGACAGAUCAAGAUCUAAAAGGUACUACUACGACCAAGACUACGAUUCUGAAAUCCUGCCGAGGACGAAACCACGGUACAAUAACCAUGGAAACCAUCACUACUCUCCCAGCCACCGCCGCUCCGCCGGAGGUGGUGGACGGAAAAUCCAAGACCCUUCGCUCAUGGUGACUACCAGUUAUCGAAUCCUGUGCCACGACAUUAAAGCCGGUGGUGUGAUUGGAAAGUCGGGAAGUAUAAUUAAGACAAUUAGACAACACACUGGGGCUUGGAUCAAUGUACACGAAUUGGUUCCAGGUGAUGAAGAGCGAAUCAUCGAGAUUUCCGAUACAAGGAGGAGAGACCCGGAGGGUCGAAUGCCGGCGUUUUCUCCGGCACAGGAGGCGUUGUAUUUGAUUCAUGAGAGGAUACUUGAGAGUGAUGGUGGUGGUGGCUACACCAAUGGCGGCUUUGGUAUUAAUGCCGGCGAUGAUGACGAGGAUUAUGGGCCUCGGGGAGGGGCGAAUCGGGUGGUUACGAGACUGGUGGUGUCAAGAAUGCAUGUGGGGUGUUUGUUGGGGAAAGGAGGGAAGAUUAUUGAGCAAAUGAGGAUUGAAACAAAGACCCAUAUCAGGAUUCUACCUAGAGAUCAUAAUUUGCCUCGGUGUGUUCAGAUGUCGGAGGAAAUUGUUCAGGUUGUAGGUGAUAUGAAUGCUGUGAAGAAUGCUAUAUCAAUUAUUUCCUCACGGCUAAGGGAGAGCCAGCAUCGUGAUCGUAGUCAGUUGCAUGGUCAACGGUUCUUUCCUGCUGAUGAGGAUUUUAUACCUCAUGUGAAUAAUACACCACGCAGAACGCCUAUGGACGGGGCUACUUUUGGCUCACGGUUAUCUUCCAGCUUGACCAGUCCCAGAAGCAAUCACUUUUCUCGUGCAUCUAGUUAUACAAUUGAAUCUGGAGUUCCUGUCACUGACAGUAUGCAGUCACUGUCUGUUGAGGACCUUGUAUUUCGCAUACUUUGCCCAACCGAUAAAGUCGAUUGUGUGGUUGGGGAGUCGGAUGGGAUUAUAGAAUUGCUGAAUAAUGAAAUUGGUGUGGAUGUUAAGCUUGCUGAUCAUGUGGCUGGCUCAAAUGAACAAAUAAUUAUCAUUUCCUCUGAGGAGGGUCCUGAUGAUGAACUGUUUCCGGCUCAAGAAGCUUUGUUGCAUAUUCAAACUCGCAUUGUUGAUCUUGUUCCAGAAAAAGAAAAUAUUAUUACCACUCGUUUACUUGUGUCAUCUGGUGAACUUAGCUGCUUAGAUGGAAGAGAUGGGUUGUUACUUGAGAUGAGAAAAUUAACUGGUGCAAACAUACAGAUCCUGCCCAGGGAAGAACUUCCAAUUUGUGCAGCAGGAACUGAUGAGCUUGUACAGAUUGUAGGGGAGAUCAAAGCAGCUCGAGAGGCUCUCGUUGAAGUGACUUCAAGACUCCGAAGUUUCUUAUAUCGGGAGUUCUUUCAAAAGGAUAUGACCCCACCUCCUAUGUCUUCAUCUAGCCCUGUUGGGAGUGCAUUGGGACUGGAGGCAGUUUCUGGCGCUAACAUAACUCCAUCUCGACAAAUUUACUCCGGGAGUGAUCAUCCCACUGCAAUCCAUCCGAAUAUGCAGGCCAUAGCAACAUCACUUCCAGCAAAGGACUCGGGAGGAUCUGGCAGCGAAGAAGUGAAACAGACUGAAAUUGAGCGCCGUGAACCUGUGCCAAGUGGAAUGAAUCGUAUCCCUGUCCCGCUGGUCACUAGGAGUACCCUUGAAGUUGUCAUACCACAGCAUGCAGUGCCCAAACUCAUAACAAAAUCAAAAAACAAGCUUGCUCAGAUCAGUGAGUUGUCGGGGGCCAAUGUUAAACUGAUUGAUGAUAGACCAGAGAUCACCGAGAAGGUCAUUCAAAUAUCAGGUACCCCGGAACAAGCUGAGAGAGCCCAGAGUUUGCUUCAGGGAUUUAUUUUGAGCACCCUUGAAGAUGGCCCUUAAAAAUGGUGUGUGGAGUUAUGCAUGGGAGCCUCACAAUUUUAAUCUGUUUUCCAAACUCCGGAUAUGUUUGUUAGGAAGGGUAGUCUGCUCCAAGAUUGAGGCGCGGAAAGGUUUGAAUCUCUUUUAAAAAUACAGAAUUAAAAUGUACAUAAAAGAACCGAGUGGCGUUGUAAUUUAAUUCCUGAGAAGCUCUCUCCUGUGUUGUUAUUUGUAUUCUACAAUUGAUGAACUUGUUUUCUGUAAUAGCAUGUGGUUUUUGCUUCCUCCUUCCCCCUUUGCCAAGAAGUCGGUGGUUACUGCAUAGAGAGCAUAGAAACUUAAAUAUUGAAAUCCACAUUCCUUACCAG
This is a messenger RNA of Ilex paraguariensis (yerba mate), 2643 nucleotides long. NCBI's taxonomy places the organism in Eukaryota, Viridiplantae, Streptophyta, Magnoliopsida, Aquifoliales, Aquifoliaceae. The record is from the annotation of a GenBank genome assembly.